CAUUCUUUGCCAUAUAACCGAAACGUCUCUUUGCCCGUUUCAUAAAAGAGAAUGGAGCAAUUUGUAGCAGGACUAGAAGAACUUUUAACAAAGCUAGCCACAGCCCAGGAUUCUGAUACUAUUAGAGUUGCCACCUCUACCUUAAAUACUCAAUUCUAUGUCUCAGCUGAUUGCAUUCCAGCCUUUGUCGAAAUUAUCAGUCGAUCACCUUUACACCAAGUUCGCCAGUUGGCAGCUGUUGAACUAAGAAAGCGUAUUUCUAAGCGCUGGCAUGAAGUUCCUGAGGCUACGCAAGUGGCUAUUCGUGGUCAAUUGCUGCAAAUUGCUUUAAGCGAGCAACAUGAAAUUGUUCGUCAUUCCACCGCUCGUGUCAUCUCAUCGAUUGCUCGUAUUGAUGUACCUGAAAAUAAAUGGCCAGAGUUGCUAGGUUUUCUGAAUCAAGCCUGCACCAGUGCAACAACUAUUCAUCGUGAAGUGGGUACUUACUGCUUGUACACACUAUUUGAAGUGAUUGCAGAUUUCUUUAUGGACCAUACCGCUCCCUUAUACGCAUUAUUCUCAAAAUCAAUUGCAGAUCCUGAAAGCAAACGUGUUAGAGUAACAACCGUUUUAACUUUGGGAAAGUUGGCAGAGUUUAUUGAAUCUGAGGACAAGGAGAAUAUUAAAGCGUUCAAAGAGAUGAUUCCAGGUAUGGUCAAUGUCUUAGAGCAGUGUCUUAAGGAAAGUGAUGAAGAAAGCGCAAGUGAAAUCUUUGAAGUAUUCGAUACUUUGUUAAUGCUGGAUGCACCUCUUUUAUCUAACCAUUUGGCAGAUUUAAUCCAAUUCUUCUUGACAAUUGGCUCAAAUCGAGGCUUAGAUGACUCUCUUCGUGUCAUGGCACUUUCUUUCCUUAUGUGGGCAGCUGUAUAUAAGCAAAACAAGAUUAGAAAUUUGAAGCUUGUUGCUCCCAUUAUUGAAGGGCUUAUGCCUAUUGGAACAGAAGAAGAACCUGAAGAUGUUGAUGAGGAUUCCCCUUCUCGUCUUGCCUUCAAAGUAUUGAACGCACUUGCAACAAAUAUGCCACCCCAACAAAUAUUCCCUGUUGUCAUGCCUAUGGUUGCUGGCUACAUGCAAAACCCAGACGCCAACUAUCGUAAGGCUGCCAUGAUGUCAUUUGCAGUUGUCAUCGAAGGCUGUGCAGAUUAUAUGAGCCCCAAGCUCAACGAUCUGUUGCCUCUUGUUUGUUCCGGCUUGCAAGAUCCCGAAAUCAUUGUUCGCCGUGCUGCUUGUAUGGCUCUUGGAUGUCUUGCUGAAGAGAUGCCAGCAGAGAUUUCAGAAAGCCAUCAAGCCCUACUUCCCUUGGUGUUUAAUUUGAUGAAUGAUACAAAUCCAGAGGUGACCCGUCAUGCAUGUAAUGCAUUAGAUGCUAUCCUGGACAGUUUGGGAGACGAGGUGCUUCAGUAUCUGCCCAUGUUGAUGGAGAAACUCUUGUUUCUUUUGGAUCAUGCGCCUCAAGUUGAAACCAAGGCAACCGUUAUGGGAGCUAUUGGCAGUGCCGCUCAUGCAGCUAGUGAAUCCUUUGAACCCUACUUUGCUCAAGUUAUGCCACGUAUCCGACAUUUGAUGACCUUAAAAGAAAGCUCAGAUGAUGCUCUGUUGCGUGGAGUAGCAACAGAUUCAGCUGGUGCAAUCGCUGAAGCAGUUGGUGCAGAGAAAUAUAGACCUUUUGCUCCUGAUUUGAUGGCUCUUGCAAUUGAACAAUUAGAUAUGGAUUCACCACGAUUAAGAGAGAGCUCAUAUGCUUUCUUCUCUAUUAUGGCUAAUGUGUUUGGUGAAGAAUUUGCACCCUAUCUUCCUACAAUCAUGCCCCACAUCAUUGCUUCAUGCAAGACGGAAGAAAGUGAUGGCGUCAACGUUGGCAGCGAAAUCGAUUUAACGUUGGGUGAUGGUGACGACGACGAUGAAGAAAAUGGAUUCAAUUUCAGCUCUUCUAUUGCUGAUGAAAAGGAAUUUGCUGCUGAUGCACUUGGAGAAAUCUUUGAGAACACACAAGUUCACUUUUUGCCAUAUGUUGAAUCUUCUGUGCAGGAACUCACAGAUCUUUCUACUCACUUGUUUGAUGGCGUUCGUAAGGCUGUUGUAGGUAGUUUGUUUAGUUUUUUGAAGACGUUCUAUAUUAUGUCUGGAUCAGAGGAAUGGAAAGCUGGUUUGCCUGUAAGCUAUCCUGUGUCAGAAAAUGUUCAAAACAUGAUCAACGUUGUCAUUCCAACCAUCUUAUCUGUCUGGAAAGAAGAAGAUGACAAGAUGGUUGUCGUUCAGAUUUGUACAGAACUGCUCCAAGCCUUAAAGCUCAUGGGCCCUUGUGUGAUUGCUGAAAGCCUUGAAGAAAUCUCACGUAAUGUGUUGGAUAUUUUUGAAAAGAGAUCUCUUUGUCAGCAAAAUUAUGAAGAAGAUGACUUUGUUGAUGAGGAAGAAGAGGCAGAGUCUGAAUCCCUCUUGAUUGGUGCUGCUGGUGAUCUUGUGGCUGCUAUAUGUGAAGUUGUAGGAGAGGGAUAUUCUUCUUACUUUGAUGUGUUUAUGCCACUGAUUGCAAAAUACUAUAAGAAAUCAAAGACAGCUUCUGAACGUACCAUGGCCAUUGGUUGUCUUGGAGAAUGUGUCACUGGUAUCAAGUCAGCAGUGACACCACAUACUGAACGCUUAUUGCAACUCUUCAUCAAGGCAUGCUCUGAUGAAGAUCACUCAGUUCGCAGCAAUGGUGCAUAUGCACUAGGUGUUCUUGCCAGUAAUUCACAAGUGGACCUUAGUUCCCAAUACCCUGCCAUCCUUACAGCUCUGCAUCCAUUAUUUCAGGCCCAACCUGUACCUAAUGUUACAGACAAUGCGGCAGGUGCAGUAGCACGUUUGAUUAUGAGCCGACCAGGUGCUAUGCCUCUUGACCAAGUCUUACCUGUAUUUACAAGUGUUCUUCCUCUAAAGGUUGAUUAUGCUGAAAAUGAGCCAGUGUUCAGCUGCAUAUUCCAACUUUUCCGCGCAAACAAUUCAUUUGUUCAUAGCCAAGUGUCCAGCUUCCUUCCUAUCUUUGCCCAUGUACUUUUAAAUGAGGGACAGCUGUCAGAUCAUACACGUAACGAACUCGUUGGGCUAUUGCGCGCUUUAAAUGCUCAAUAUCCUGCAUUGGGAAUUGCUCAAAGCGACUUGAGCCAUUUUUUGUAAAGCCAGAAAUACUUGUAAACACCUUAGACCUUUUUUUUAUUCUACAUUUAUAAUAAAUUAAAACUUAUUAAAGCUCUAUAAAAGCAACAAUGCAGUCAGCCUCUUUUGUCUAAAUAAGACAUCAAUAUAGAAUACAAGCAUUGUAGAUAAACAAAC
Messenger RNA from Rhizopus microsporus ATCC 52813, 3351 nucleotides. RefSeq names its product ARM repeat-containing protein. Gene Ontology annotation, cellular component: nucleus; cytoplasm. The transcript is spliced from 10 exons. NCBI's taxonomy places the organism in Eukaryota, Fungi, Mucoromycota, Mucoromycetes, Mucorales, Rhizopodaceae. The record is from RefSeq and is a predicted model, not a curated record. Gene Ontology annotation, molecular function: nuclear import signal receptor activity; small GTPase binding. Gene Ontology annotation, biological process: protein import into nucleus. The coding region runs from base 52 to 3195 and encodes 1047 amino acids.